Messenger RNA from Cladophialophora psammophila CBS 110553, 1089 nucleotides. RefSeq lists its product as uncharacterized. NCBI's taxonomy places the organism in Eukaryota, Fungi, Ascomycota, Eurotiomycetes, Chaetothyriales, Herpotrichiellaceae. Gene Ontology annotation, molecular function: RNA binding; ubiquitin binding. Bases 1 to 1089 code for a protein of 362 amino acids. The transcript is spliced from 2 exons. Gene Ontology annotation, biological process: transcription-dependent tethering of RNA polymerase II gene DNA at nuclear periphery; RNA export from nucleus. Gene Ontology annotation, cellular component: nuclear pore. The record is from RefSeq and is a predicted model, not a curated record.
AUGUCUACGCUCUUUGGACAAACGGCCGCGGCCGCUACCACCACGAGCACAACAGGAGAUCUCUCAAAAGAUGUCGCUUUAGUGCAACCCCCCGAGGACAGCACAUCUCAUCUCGCAUUCUCUCCGCAGGGCGACUUCCUAGCGGUCUCAUCAUGGGACAAAAAGGUCCGGAUAUACCAGGUGAACGAGCAAGGGCAGAGCGAAGGCAAAGCCGCUAUGGAUUUUGACGCCCCAGUUCUGGGAUGUGCGUGGUCAGAGGACGGUCAAAAGGUCGCAGGCUGCGGCGCCGACAAGACCUUCCGACUCCUUGACCUGGGAUCAGGAAACAUGACUCCACAAUCCCUAGUGGCCCACGAACAGCCCGUUCGAGCGUGUCGCUUCGCUACCAUCAAUAACUCUCCCAUCCUCAUUACCGGCUCAUGGGAUCGAACAGUCAAGUACUGGGAUCUUCGGACCCCGAACCCCGUCGCAACAUUACAGUGUCAAGAGCGAGUCUACACGAUGGACGUCAAAAACAAACUUUUGGUUAUUGGCACUGCAGACAGAUACAUCAAUAUCGUCGACCUCAACUCUCCCGAGAAAUUUUACAAGUCCGUACAGUCGCCACUGAAAUUCCAGACGAGAGUGGUCAGUUGUUUUACGGACGCCACCGGCUUCGCCGUGGGCAGUAUCGAGGGCAGAUGUGCAAUCCAAUAUGUGGAAGAAAAAGCUGCCGACAACAACUUCAGCUUCAAAUGCCACCGUGACACACCUGCCACCACAGGCCCGAACCGCGACGUCGCGAAUGUCUAUGCUGUCAACGCCAUCUCCUUUCACCCUGUACAUGGUACAUUCUCAACAGCAGGCAGUGACGGAACUUUCCACUUCUGGGACGGUAAUGCGAAGCACCGACUGAAAGGCUACCCGGCAGUGGGUGCUCCAAUCACAGCAACAGCAUUCAACAGGCAAGGCACGGUGUUUGCCUAUGCGGUGUGCUACGAUUGGAGUCAAGGUUAUCAAAAGAACACACCUCAGACCCCAAAUAAGAUUAUGCUGCAUGGCGUGCAGCCGGAAGAGGUUAAACCCCGACCUGGGGGAAAGAAGAGAUGA